This is a messenger RNA of Spinacia oleracea (spinach), 1209 nucleotides long. RefSeq names its product GATA transcription factor 15. The transcript has 3 exons. The record is from RefSeq and is a predicted model, not a curated record. Gene Ontology annotation, molecular function: sequence-specific DNA binding; zinc ion binding. The coding region runs from base 475 to 936 and encodes 153 amino acids. Lineage: Eukaryota; Viridiplantae; Streptophyta; Magnoliopsida; Caryophyllales; Amaranthaceae. Gene Ontology annotation, biological process: regulation of DNA-templated transcription.
CAGCAGCCAAACGCACCCUAAGAAAAAAAAACCACCCUUUUAUUUGCAGCUAUUUCUUUCCUUCUAUCCUCUUCCUUCAUUAGGCUGCGGAUAACUCUCUCUGUUGCUCCAUUUUCUCUCUCCUCUUAUAUUUUCAUGUCGGUUUAAUCUCUACCCUAUAAAUCCCCCCUUUCUUAUUUUUUCUCUCUUCAAAUCUUCCCGCUCUCUCUCACUUUAUUUCCUCUCUCCUCCAUAUUUGAGUGUUCUUACCUCCCGCUUUGAUCACUUAUUUUGAUCACAUUUAUUCAACCCUUUUCCCCCUUUUGAUCAUUUUUAAAAAAUACUGAUUUUACUCUGUUUUUCCUAAAUAGUUGAUUAGGGUUUAUUAUUUCAAGGUUUAUCACUCAUCAUUUGAUCAAUAUAAGGGAUACCCAUUUUAUUUCUGGGUGUUAAUUUUUCUGGGUUUGUUUUGAAUCAUAAAAUAGUUCAGUAAUCAUGGUGGAUCUAAACGACAAAAAAUCAUCAGAGCCAGAUGGAGUUUCAUCAACAGAAAGCCAAGGAAAUGAGUUCAAACGAUGUGCAGAUUGUGGAACCUCAAAAACCCCACUGUGGAGAGGCGGUCCUGCGGGCCCCAAGUCACUGUGCAAUGCAUGUGGGAUCAGAAGCAGGAAGAAGAGAAGGGCAAUUUUGGGAUUAAAACCAGAGGAGAAGAGAUCAAGGAAGAUAAACAAUGGCAGAAGUAUGACAUCAUCAUCGUCGUCAUCAUCAUCAUCAGAGAGUAGAUUUGGUAGAAGUGGGUCCCCUCUUCAUCGACGGCUGAUAGCGCUUGGAAGGGAGGUGAUGAUGCAGAGAUCAACGGUGGAUAAGAAGCUACAGAGAGGAAUGAAGAAGUUAGGAGAGGAAGAACAAGCUGCCGUGCUUUUGAUGGCUCUUUCCUAUGGUUCAGUUUAUGCUUAGAUUACUAAUAGAAAUAAAAAAAAAGGGUUAUUUUUCUUCUUCUAAUUCCAUUUUAAUCCUUUUUUACUAGAUUUGGAAGGUGAUUAAGGAGUAAUUAGUAGUAAUAUUAGUAUUAACUAAUUGUUAGUUAGUGAAGUGAGUAAAAAUUGAGCUUGAAGAAUCAAGAAAAAGGGAGAAAGAAGAAAAAAAAAGUGAUGCCCCUUUUUUUUUGUUAAAGCAUUUGUGAUAAAAUUGGCUUUUUUGUGGAGAUUGGAAGAGUAAAUUUUCUCUUCA